AUGGAAAAGAACAUCUGCUAUCAGCAACGAAAGAGAAAAGAAGUCGUCAGCGACAAUUGCGUACUCGAGGACUCUUUGUCCCAAGGUGACUGGUACAUCGAGGAGGACCCAAACGUGGACUACGAGAUGCUGCUCAGAGGAUUACGAGCCAGUGCUGAACGUGCCUUGAAGCCACGCACGACAAACUUUGAUCGAAUUUUGAAGACCACCAAGGAAUUGUUGGAAAGAAGAAGGACUUUGAGGCUUGAUCCGAAUGCAUCGCAUAUUGAGCAGUUAGCGGAAGAAGAUUCUGGAAGCAGCACAAAGAAGAACGAGUCUAAAGAAGUGCCGCAUGGAUCUCUGCGAAAUCUCUCUCUCUCUCUUUCCGCUAGCAGCAUACUGGGCGACGGGACUCGCACGUCCUCUCGUCGUGAGAUGGAAAUCAUUACGGAGAGGUUCUACUCGAAUGUUUUCCAUUCAUCAACUCCUGUGUCAAGCCCGAUCAUCCUCACUGGUGAUGCUCCACCACGGAUUCUCCCUUCGGAACUACAAAAAGAAAGGAUCCCAGACCAGUGGAAGACCUCGCGAACCGUUCUUAUCCAUAAGAAAGGUGACCGAGAGAACCUUCGGAACUACCGUCCGAUAUGCUUGCUGAGCGAAGCAUUCACCAAAAUCAUCCUAACGCGCAUAUCUAGGACGCUGGAUGAAGACCAGCCUCAAGAACAAGCUGGAUUCCGUCAGGGGACCUCGUCAACAUCGCUCAAGAAACUUGAGAACAUCUUGGAUGACAGUGGUGAGGGAACGAAACGAGCGGAAGAGAUGCUAGGGCCCGCACGUCCAGUGAAGACGGACCGUCUAAGUAUCUAA
Necator americanus (New World hookworm) is the source of this 846-nucleotide messenger RNA. RefSeq lists its product as uncharacterized. NCBI's taxonomy places the organism in Eukaryota, Metazoa, Nematoda, Chromadorea, Rhabditida, Ancylostomatidae. Bases 1 to 846 code for a protein of 281 amino acids. The record is from RefSeq and is a predicted model, not a curated record. The transcript is spliced from 4 exons.